GGUCGGUCAGUUUGUGAGUGCCAGACAUGGGCAUUGAGGAAGAGCUGCAGCAGGAGCUGCAGGCCCUUGGGCCGCAGCGCACUGCCUCUAGCUCACGCAAAGAGGACGCGAAGCCAAAACGACGGACAUCUACAGGCAAGGCUGCAUCUCGAAAGGCUGUGCCGAGCGCGCGAGCUGGCCGUCAUCGAGGUGCUGGGCAUGAGGUGACACAGGCACAAGUGACAGUUGAGCAGUCCGAGCCCGAACCAAGUCUCAACCUGAGUGCACCCAAGGCCAAGAAGAGCAAGAAAAAAGGAACCCCUCGAUCAGACCCACAGCCCGAUCAAUCAGAGUUACCCGAGCCAUCCUCGAGCUCGAAUGCAGGCACGCAAAAGACGGUCGAGGUCAUUGAGUUUGUUGAGCCGCCGGCGUUGCGCCGAGGCAACGAUAUUCGCGGUGCUCAUGCAGAUGCCAAGUCAUCUGUGACGGCCCAGGAGUCGUCGACAGCUGGCACAAAUGUGAGGGUGGGCGAGCAUCUGUCUGGCCUUCGUCCAGAAGCCUUGCUGACUGCCGCUCGCCACGAAAUUUUUGAGUUCAACUUGUCGCACGCUCAAGGUAAGAACAAACGACAGCUCAAGCGAGAGCGUUUGGCACGGCUGGGGGCCAAGGUUCAGCCCCAGGAGCCCCGUAUGCCGUAUCCGCGGCUGCAGGCUUUGACCAAAGCGCGUCGCGAGCGACAAGCACGUCGCGAUGCUGAGCUGAGGGAGAUGGGCAUGUUGCCCACUGGCAAGCGGGGAGCUUCCAAAGACAAGAACAAGGACGCCAAGCGUUCAACACAAAAGGUAUGGCGCCAGUUUUUGACCCUAGGGGAACGUCAUGGCUUGUCGCUGAUGAAGUCGGAGGAGAUGGACGUGGUCACACCAGCAUCGUUGCCACCACCCCGGCCUCGCGCCAGCAAGCCACGCACAGCAGCAAGGUUUCACGAUGCAGAAGGCAAACCAUUGCGUCCUGGUACCAAAGGUUGGCGAAAGGCUUACCUGCAGCAGUAUCGUGAACGCCUUCGAAGCGAGCAACAAGAGUUGACAGCCAAGGUUCGGGCGGACUCGAAAAAGCACGAACUCUUGGUGCAAGCCAGUGAGGCGCUACGACGUGACUGGCUCAGCCUGUCAUUACUGGCUCGGGCCACUCGAUCACGCGUGGACACUUCAACUUCUAGUUCAGCAGCUGGGAGUCCGGUCUUGGACACGGUGCGGUCCACGAUGGAACAACGGGCAAGCCGUUCACCGACCCUGAUAUCAAAGAACCAAGGUGAUGCGCCAAGCGCCAAACAUCGAGAUGACGCCAGCAAGCCGCCAGCGGCAGUGCCCAGCGCACUCACCACGCCACAACUGAGCAAGAUCCAGUCGCCAAGUGCAUCUGCCAAGGACGAUCAAGGGUGGCUUGGUCCUCGUUCAAAGCGCGGCAAGAUUAAUGACCUGAGCACAUCGAUAGCAGAGGAGCCGAUGACGGCCACAUCCUCUUCUGCGUCGUUCGACACGCAUGAAAGGCAUCAUUACGUCCACGAACGGUCCAAGGAGCCGAGCCAACCACCUGCCGAUGCGUCAAGCUGACAUUGACGCUUGCCCCAACCAACGUCUUCGAUAUUGAUAAUAUUCUACCACUUGCCAACUUUAGGAGGGACUUAUUCCUGACGCUCGUCGUGUGCUUUUCGAGCAGUGCGUGACGAGAUAAAGAUUAAAGAUUACCAUGACAUUGUGUGUGUGUGUGUGUGUGUGUACGGCGUUGGACAUGAACGCCUCUUCUUUUCACUGCCAAUGCGUUUUUGGCCAUUGCCUCUUUUCAUGUCAAAGUGAAUUCUGAAACAG
Molecule: messenger RNA, 1844 nt
Organism: Monosiga brevicollis MX1
Lineage: Eukaryota; Choanoflagellata; Craspedida; Salpingoecidae
Exons: 6
Coding region: 27-1589 (520 amino acids)
Source: RefSeq, a predicted model, not a curated record